AUGGCUUCUCUCGGCAAUCCAGAGACGGCUGAGUCAUCUCAGCGCCGUGGGCGAGCAGCCAUGGCUGCGCAGGCGUGCCAAAUAUGUCGUAACAGGAAGAGCAAGUGCGACGCGAUACGGCCGAGAUGUGGCUUAUGUCAACGACUCAAUGUGGAGUGCGAGUAUCGGGAGCCAUUGCCUACGAAGAAAGACAAGACGAUGGUCCACAUCCUCCAUACCCUCACGCGGCUGGAGAACAAAUUCGACAACCUGGCAAUGAUACAGUCUAACAGUCCAGAUGUCAGCCCACCCGGCGCGCGAGGCCCAGCAAGCGGUACAACUUCAGAAGCAUCUCUGAUGAAACCCACACCGAGCGAGACGCCGCAGCAGACCACGUCUCGGAAUCACUACGUUCACCUACAGCAGCCGUACCAGCAUCUCACGGCUCCUCACAUGAUUAUGCUGUGGCCGGGCAUAUACACUCACCUACUCGACUCCUGCCUUUCCGCCGCAUCUGAAUUACAAUAUGUCCUGCAAGAAGGCACUUCGUGGCUCAUCAAGCGCGAGAUGACCAAGCAUCCUGAACCGCUACCUUCAGCUGUCGGCCUACGUUGCUUCGCGGUCAAAGUUGGCCCCACUGACACAGGAAGAGCGUCGAACGUAGUAUUCCCGAUGUUGACUGUUCAGCAAAUCCAGGAAUAUUCCGAUGCCUACUUCAACACUUUCAACGUGCUCUACCCGAUCUUGAAUCAAGAGAACUUCAUGAACAGCAUUAUGCCAAGACUGUUGCGUGAAGGCUACGGAGACGGCGACCCACACAGCGUCCUGGCUCUGAUGGUCUUCGCGCUCGGUUGCGUCGCUACCGAAGGUGUCUUCGAACGACCCGUCAGUGUUGUAGGCGGUCAACCGAGUGGCUUCCGGGGCGGCACUAUUGAUCAAACUCCUGGUCUAGGUAUUUUUAACGAGGCCAGACGUAGGCUCGGAUUCAUCGCCACACAGUGCGAUCUCGAAAAUGUCCAGAUUAGUCUGCUUCAAGCCACAUAUUACGAAUCGACAGCGCGCCAUCUGGACUUCUGCCGAUCCACCGCUGCGGCUUCAACAGCUUGCCAGAUCUUGCUUAGAUAUCAGCCCAUCGACUGGGGAUCUGCAGUUGGCGAUCUGGUCAAACGUGCGUACUGGACCUGCGUCUUGAGCGAGGAUCUGUACCACCUCGAGCUCGAUUUGCCACAGACCGGCAUACAUGCGUUUGAAGACGAAGUCCCGCUUCCUAGCUUUCACGAAGGUCAAGAACAGCAACAAGGCGGCGGCUCCUUCCCAGCACAAGCCGGCGUGGAACGAAGCCACUUGCAAUACCACUUCCUUGCCAUGAUCACGCUACGGCGCCUAAUCGGGCAGAUCCACAACGCGAUCCAUCGAUGUGAGCGCCCUAUGCAGGCCGAGCCCUUGUGGCGAGGUGGCUCCCAGCAAGCUACGGGAGGUACACACACCCACAAAGACCUCGCAGCUUCGUCCUCGCAAUCCGAAAGCUACGACGACUACAGCGGUCCACCGGUCGCCGUCAUCCGCGAGUUGGUCCAGCAACUCGAUAGCUGGAGGGCGCUGCUGCCGCGACCGCUGCAGUGGAGCGAUCAUAAUAAGUUCGAGUUUCCAGCGACGGAUCCGAUGACGAGAAGGCCGAAUGAGCCGUUAUUCAGUAUGGAUCAGGGACCGAUACCGUUUGUGCAUAAGUAUAAUUUGGAUGUGGUGUGUGCUCAGCUGAGGACUAGAUUUUACUAUGCCAGGUUCAUGAUAUACCGGCCGUUCGUCUACAAGGCACUGCAUUUCCCGGAGCUGAUGACGUCUGAGGACUGCAUUUGCUGCGCGCUGGCGAUUAAAAGCGCCUGCUUGUGGCCUCUUGCUAUGGCGCCACCAAAGAACAAGAAAAGAUUGGUGCCGCACUUGUUCGCCUGGACGCAGAAUUUCAUGGGUAUCCUGCUCAUCCUGAAGAUGUGCACGGUGAACGAUUGCCUGCGCCAGAUCGUCGAAGAGGGCGGAGUGGUGGGUAGAGAGGAAAUCGACAGCACGAUUAGGUUGACGCUGGAGUGGAUGAGGGAUAUGCGGCAGGUCGACGGGAUCGCAGAUUGGAGUUGGGGGAUUCUGGAACCGCUGUAUAACCUCCAGUCCAAGUGA
Molecule: messenger RNA, 2148 nt
Organism: Recurvomyces mirabilis
Lineage: Eukaryota; Fungi; Ascomycota; Dothideomycetes; Mycosphaerellales; Teratosphaeriaceae
Exons: 4
Coding region: 1-2148 (715 amino acids)
Biological process (GO): DNA-templated transcription; regulation of DNA-templated transcription
Molecular function (GO): DNA binding; zinc ion binding; DNA-binding transcription factor activity, RNA polymerase II-specific
Source: RefSeq, a predicted model, not a curated record